Suillus paluster is the source of this 1014-nucleotide messenger RNA. Its product is annotated as kinase-like domain-containing protein. Gene Ontology annotation, biological process: protein phosphorylation. Lineage: Eukaryota; Fungi; Basidiomycota; Agaricomycetes; Boletales; Suillaceae. The annotation marks the transcript as partial. The record is from RefSeq and is a predicted model, not a curated record. Gene Ontology annotation, molecular function: protein kinase activity; ATP binding. The transcript has 4 exons.
GUUUUUCGGAGAGAGCUUGGGAUUUGGAAGAGGUUGCGACAUUAUAGUAUUUUGAAGUUCAUGGGCACUACUUCGGACUUUGGCCCCUCUGUGGCUUUGGUUGCUCCGUGGAUAGCCAAUGGUACUCUGACGUCAUUUCUCAAGCAGAACAACAAAACCCUCGCGCUGAUCGAUCGUCUGCUUCAUACGUUUAGCUUGGCUGAAGGGGGACGUACGGACUUGAACCCCGUCGUCCACGGAGACCUCACUGGUACCAAUGUCCUGAUCGAUAGAGAUAGAAAGGCAUAUCUUGCAGAUUUUGGCCUUUCGGGAACUUUAAAACAGUCGACCGGCAUGACAUACCUCGCGAAGAUGAGUUGUCAUCCAGGAGCAAUGAGAUGGGCAGCUCCUGAACUUCUUACUGGAGAGGAAUCCUGUGCAGUCACCACUCAAAGUGACAUUUACUCGUUUGGUAACAUCAUGCUCCAAGUUUUGACGGGGAAUGUGCCUUGGCCUCACUUGACCCGUGAAGCCGCAAUCUUGCGUAAAGUGAUAUUUGAGGGGGAAAUACAUCCUCGUCCAAAUGACAGUUGUAUCACCGACCAGCACUGGAAUUUUAUGACCCGUUGCUGGUCUAUCAUACCCAUUGAUCGACCUCCUGCCAAAGCAGCACUUCAAUUUCUUGGUCACGAGCUGCGGUCGAAGGGUGGUUUAGUCACAGAUACUUUUACGUUCGACGAUCAUCGGUCUCCACGAUCUUCCCGCACCAGUUCCUCUUCUCUUUCAUACCCACACGCCCGAACGGAACACUUUCUGGGAGCCCCGCCGCAAGAGCACGCCGCAGUUUCGAUUGCGGGGCCAUCUGGAAUCAAUUCUUUGCGGGAGGAUCCUUUGGUCCCUGGUACGCGUCGUGCUGAUGUACUAGAGUUCAUUUCGCUGACCACUCACCACAGGCUGCCAGUGGAUGAAUCAAAUGCACUGAUACACUCCUUCUGUGGCCCACGAUCACUCAAUACAUACCGUUUCGUUCGAUGA